This is a messenger RNA of Cotesia glomerata, 647 nucleotides long. It is a transcript of the gene Cox17, whose product is annotated as cytochrome c oxidase copper chaperone. The transcript is spliced from 2 exons. Gene Ontology annotation, molecular function: copper ion binding; copper chaperone activity. Gene Ontology annotation, biological process: mitochondrial respiratory chain complex IV assembly. Bases 161 to 367 code for a protein of 68 amino acids. Gene Ontology annotation, cellular component: mitochondrial intermembrane space. The record is from RefSeq and is a predicted model, not a curated record. NCBI's taxonomy places the organism in Eukaryota, Metazoa, Arthropoda, Insecta, Hymenoptera, Braconidae.
CCCUAGACGGACUUUUUUUGAACUGCGCGCUCUAACUCCAUUCGAUAUAUCGAGUUAUAGUUAUUUAACCUCCAAGUUCACGCAUUCAAGUGCAUUCAAGGAAUCACUGAAUUUUAUUAUAUAUAUUAUUAAAAGCUCCAAAUAACAAUUAAUAAAAAAAAUGGGUAAUUCUGCUGCGAAAACUGAAGUUAAUGUGACAGAAGUUAGUGAUAAACCUAAAGAUGACAAGAAAUUAAAACCUUGCUGUGCCUGUCCGGAGACAAAACAAAUCCGUGAUAAAUGUAUAAUCGAAAAAGGUGAAUCCGAAUGUGGACAUUUAAUAGAAGCACACAAGGCUUGUAUGCGUUACUAUGGAUUUAAUAUAUAAAUUAAUGUAAAUAGUAAUUUACCACCUAAUUAAUAAAUAAUGGAGUACUUAGUUUAAUUAAAAAACCUCUAAAUUAAAUUUAUGUUACCAACUAGAAAUAUUUUAAUUUAUAAGAACACUAAGUGAUCAAAUUUGUUAAUUAAAUUAACUUCAAAAAUGUUUUGCUUACAAAUACUCCAGAUGUGAAGAUGCUGUUAAUUUAUCUCCUAAUAAAUAAGUAACUAAAAUAAAGUUAACUUGUAAUAUACAACAAAAUAAAUAAUCACAAUCGUCUAACAAA